AUGCUCAGAGCCACGAUGCUGGGGAGAGGCCCUCACAAGCCCUUGGCCAUCCUCAGGCACAUCCAGCGUUCCUGUGCAGAGAAACGCAGCAGCUGUGCCCGGCACCCCCUCUGGUCUGGCCCAGUCUCCUCAGAGGGAGGCACCCGGCAGUCUCCCAUCAACAUCCAGUGGAGAGACAGUGUGUAUGACCCACAGUUGGCACCACUCAAGGUCUCCUAUGAUGCUACAACCUGCAGGUACCUCUGGAACACCGGCUACUUCUUCCAGGUGGAGUUUGAUGAUACCUAUCAGGAGUCAGGGAUCAGCGGUGGGCCACUGGAAAACCACUACAGGCUGAAGCAGUUUCACUUCCACUGGGGAGCAGCGAAUGCGUGGGGCUCGGAACACAUGGUGGAUGGUCACGCAUACCCGGCUGAGCUCCAUUUGGUUCACUGGAAUUCCAUGAAAUAUGAAAAUUACAAGGAAGCCACCGUGGGGGAGAAUGGGCUGGCAGUGAUCGGAGUGUUUCUGAAGCUCGGGGCCCGGCAUGAGGCUUUGCAGAGGCUGGUGGAUGUCUUGCCAGAAGUGAAACACAAGGGUACACGGGUGGACAUGGGCCCUUUUGACCCUUCUUGUCUGCUGCCUGCUUGCCGGGAUUACUGGACCUACCCUGGCUCCCUCACCACCCCACCACUGGCUGAAUCAGUCACCUGGAUUAUCCAGAAGAUGCCCAUUGAGGUGGCCCCAAGCCAGCUGUCAGCGUUCCGCACACUCUUGUUCUCUGGACACGGUGAGGAAGAAGAGGCAAUGGUAAACAACUACCGCCCGCUCCAGCCCCUCAUGGACCGGAAAGUCCGAUCCUCAUUCCAGGCCACUAGGGUGGGCACGAGGCCCUAA
Molecule: messenger RNA, 876 nt
Organism: Onychomys torridus (southern grasshopper mouse)
Lineage: Eukaryota; Metazoa; Chordata; Mammalia; Rodentia; Cricetidae
Gene: Ca5a
Product: carbonic anhydrase 5A
Exons: 7
Coding region: 1-876 (291 amino acids)
Cellular component (GO): mitochondrion; cytoplasm
Molecular function (GO): zinc ion binding; carbonate dehydratase activity
Source: RefSeq, a predicted model, not a curated record